Messenger RNA from Colossoma macropomum (tambaqui), 447 nucleotides. It is a transcript of the gene spx, whose product is annotated as spexin hormone. Gene Ontology annotation, molecular function: neuropeptide hormone activity. Bases 38 to 391 code for a protein of 117 amino acids. The record is from RefSeq and is a predicted model, not a curated record. NCBI's taxonomy places the organism in Eukaryota, Metazoa, Chordata, Actinopteri, Characiformes, Serrasalmidae. The transcript has 6 exons.
CAUUCACAAGCGCUCAUCUGAAGAGGACAGCGGAGCAAUGAAAGGUCUGAAGGCUCUCACGGCUUACGCGCUCGCGCUCCUUCUGUUGGCUACGUUCGUCUCCUACGCGUGCAGUGCGCCCAAGGGCACUCUCCAGCGUAGAAACUGGACCCCACAGGCGAUGCUGUACCUUAAAGGCACACAGGGACGCCGCUUCGUGUCAGAGGACAGGAACGAGGGGGAUGUUUACGACUCUCUCCACUUAGAAACACGGAGUCAAAACACAGAGAAUCUGAGUGUGUCUAAGGCUGCUACAGUGCUGCUUAACUUCCUCCAGCAAGUCAAAGAGGAAGGAGAGGAUAACGGAUUCUUUUUUCAAGACAUACCGGCCUGGAAAAGGGACUACUUCUGAGGAGCUGCCUGUGUAAUAUAGCCGAAACUGUACAGUUUUUCUCUUUAUUUUUCACC